CUAGAUGCUAAAAAUUAUGGCUUACAUGUUCGCACCUAGAUCUAGAUCUUGAUCUAUAUAACAUCCUUUUAAUUAUAUUUAGAUCUACUACUUCUGCCAUUAGUGAAUACACAAGGAGUAGACGAGACUGAGAGGACACGAAAAAUGUCCACGGCAAAUUUCAACUCAUCUAGCAGGGUUGUCAUGGGAUCUUUUGGUGGAAGUUUGGGAAGCCAUUUGCCCCAACUAACUGUUGAAACAGAGCUACACAAGCUUCUCACUGAUGAAAAGGCUCGUGCUGAGAAACAUAAGAUUAACUACCAACAACUCAAAGUUGAGCAUACCAGACUACAGGAUAAAGUAUUAGAGCUGGAGGCAGAGAAUAAAUCAACAGUUGAAGAGUCCAGGUUGGUUAAAGACAAAUACCUGUCCAUGUAUGAGGCCUGCAGUCGGGAGUUGGCACAGAAAUUAGCUGAACUGGAGGAGAUGAGGACAAAGGUAGUCACUCCACAACGGUUUGAGCUGAUCAGAGUUCAAAUUAUGGAAGAACUAGAACAGUUGUUUAAAGAAAAAUCUAAAAAACAAGAGGCAGAAGUAGAGGAAUACAGAUCAGCACUUAGCAAACUGAGAUAUGAGUUGUCUUUCUUGAAGAGUGAAUAUGAACAUGAUAGUGUAGAACACAAGCAACAAAUGGAAGAUUUAAUCAAACAACAUGAUAUAGAGCUAACAAAUCUGCGGCAAGAUCGAGACACUGUGGUGGCUAAAGUUCAAGCAGAAACAAGUCAAGAUACACAGAAAGUCAGAAUUCUGCAGAGGGACAAUGCUAAGUUACAUUUACAGGUUAGAGAACUCUUAGCUGAGAUUGAAGAAAUUAGAGCUCAGAAAGAAAAACUUGGAUUGGAUUCAGAGAAUGUUUCCAGAAUGCAGACAAAGCUUAUUUCAGAGCAUCAAUCUACUAUUCAAACUUUACAGGCUGAACGAGAAUCACUCAAGCGCCAGUUAGAAUACAUCAACCGUGAACUCACUGCAGCAGCCUCAGAACAAAACAAACUGAAAAAUGAAAUGCAUGAAUUGGAGAAAAAGAACACAGUCCUUAAAGGUCAUGCAGAAGAGAUGAGUCAUAGGUCAAAGGUCAGCCUAUCAGACCUCAAGAUGGAAAUGCUGAAACAGAGAGGAGAGAUUGAAAAAGAAAGAGAUAAACUAGGCAAUGAAGUUGAAGAUUUACGUCAUGCAGUAGACAUUGCAGAGAUGAAGAUAAAACAGCUACAGCACGCCCUGGAGGAGAAGGAGAGAGAAUCUGUCCAGCUUGUGCAGGCUGCUCGGGAGGAAGAGUUUUCCAAAAUGGCUAAAGUGGAGAAUGAAAAGUUUGAGCUGGAGACAAAACUCCAGGAACUUGAACGAAGGCGAAUAGAUGACGACGCGCGACGCCAUGCAGAAGAAGAGAAAUGUAAUGAAAGGGUCUCACAAGCCAACGCAGCCAAAGAUCAGGCAGAGAGAGAGCUGUUGUCAAUCAAAACUCGACUUAGUCACAUGGACAGCCUACAGGAUCAGCUGGAGAGGGAACGAUCUGAAAACUCCACACUGAAAUCCCGCAUUCUGAAACUAGAAACAGAACUUGGCAAUUUUAAGAGCUCGGAGAAUGAAAUGACAGACUCCAACAUGAGGCUGAAGAACAACUCUGAGCUGUUGAGGGAGGAGCUUAAAAUGACCCAAGCACAGCUAGAGAAGCUGACCAACAAUCACGAGGUAAUUCUGCUUCAACAACGUUCAGCAAUGGCUGAAGACCGCACUCAGCUUGAAGUGAGAAUUCAUGAACUAGAGGAAAAGCUUGAUCUAGCUCAAUCUAAGUACAGCAGGGCAUCAGGGAUUCAUAAAAAGCUUAAAAAAAAGACAUCCAUGAUGAUCGAUAGACUGAAAGAUAAACUAGUUAUGCUAGAAGCACAGUACACGGAGCUGGAAAUUGAGAAGAAAGCACUGCAGAAAUGUGUUCCCUUUGAUCAAUAUAAUCAUUUAAGAAAGCAGUGGAAAGACCUAUGGCGCCGCCAUCAAGAAUUCCGAACCAUCCUCUUCUCAAUCCCCAAUAACUCUGGCGUCCAUUCUAUCACGAAAGUGUCAAAACUGCAGCUUGAUUCAUCUGCUCUGCUCAACCAUUCUGCCAUGGAUAAAGAAUUGGAGGAGCAGCACCAAGAAGAUUUGAAAGUCCUGCGCCUGAGACUGGAGGCUCUAGACAAAGUCCAAAAUCAGCAGUUGGCCGAACUGACAGAGUUAACCCCCAGAGAGAAGCACGAUGUGGAGAAGGACCUCAUCAGAACACCAUCCAUCCCUGAAGAUCAAAUAUCUGUUCAUUCUGAUGAAUCUUGAUUGUUUCUGCUGGAAUUUACAAGUCAAACUAGCCUAGUAUCUGUUUAACUGUGUUGGCUUGCCUAAUACCAUUUGAGCCAAAAUUUAGCAAUGUACUUAUGUCAUUAAGGGUUUAAAACUUAUUGAACUUACUUGAGAAUUUCGAUAUCUAUUUUACUUUUUAAUUUUACCAAACUAUAUAAUACAUUUUUUGAAGUUAUAAAUCUUUUGGUAAAUUUUAGUAAAUUAAUAUGAAGUUUUGUUAUGGUAUAAAUUUUAGCAACUUAACAUGAAAGCUUCUCUUUAAAAAAACUUCUCGUAUUUUAUAGUUAUACACUUAAGAGUUGCCCUAUAUGAUAGCCAAUAAGUUUGAAUGUAAGGACAGUCUGUUACUCAUAUGUGGAAACAAGCUUAUUGCAUGAGUUAAAAGCUUGGUUAAACAGUGACAUUUAUAUUCAUGAAAUCUGUAUACUAAUAUACAUAUUACUUUUAGAGUGUAUAUAUUGUAUAUACACUAUUUAAAUUUACAUAUAUAUAUAUACAAAACAUAUUUAUAACAUUGGACUUGUGGAGGAUUGACUUAUAAAGCAUAUUAUAUGAAGCACAGGUUUGAUUCUUUUAUUUAUUUGACUUUUUAAAAUUUCAUUAUGUAUUUUAAUGUACAUAUAAUUAUAAUUUACCUGAUUAGUCAUGAACAUGUUGUCUACUGUGAUAUUUAUUAGAUACUCGUACUUAUUAAAUU
Molecule: messenger RNA, 3061 nt
Organism: Physella acuta
Lineage: Eukaryota; Metazoa; Mollusca; Gastropoda; Physidae
Product: centrosomal protein of 83 kDa
Biological process (GO): establishment of centrosome localization; cilium assembly
Cellular component (GO): ciliary transition fiber; centriole; centrosome
Source: RefSeq, a predicted model, not a curated record